AGGUGAUUGGCUGAACAUAAACUAAAGUUGCAAUAUAGAAUGCACAGUAAGUUUUAUUGAUAAACUGAUCGGACGUUUGCCUAUCUUGCAAAGAUGAACGGCAACAUCGUUCUAAUCGUGCUUUCCAUAGCAACAGUUGCAGAAUGUGGUUGCGGAGAUUGGAGUGUUUGCACACGUCGCUGUUCUGGUGGUCAAAGAGAGCAGACUUGCGAUUCGGGGCUGUUUGGCUGGGGUUCUGAGAAACAUGAAGAAAAAUGCAAUCAGUUUUGUUUUAAUGCGGGAACGUACUCCAACAUGAGAUGUUACUGUUCCGCCUGGAGAAGCGGAAGUUGUUGUGAAGACUGUCGGCACAUUUCGAUCCCCCACUGUAUGCCCGGAUACCAGCAAUGUGGUGGAAGCCCUGACGGGAUAAGAUGCACAUCCUGCUAUCUCCCUUACCAAUCAGCCGGAUACAAUAAUGGUUGUGUUCGAACACCUUGCAGCGAUAGGAAUGGGCUGUGUGAGCAUACCUGUCUGACAGAGAGAGGCGUUCCCAAGUGCUUGUGUCGCAGUGGCUAUCUGCUUGAUACGAAUGGGUACUCGUGUAUAGAUAUCAACGAAUGCCGUGAUGGUUCUGCAAGAUGCACUCACAUAUGCACUAACACCGUGGGUUCGUUCAGCUGCUCUUGUCUAGCUGGGUAUAGGCUUGGCUCGGACGGAAGAACUUGCUCAGACAUUGAUGAGUGCCUAACUGGCACGGCACAUUGCGCACACGUGUGUACCAACACCAAUGGAUCAUUCAGUUGUUCGUGUGACCCUGGUUUCCAGCUACAGUCAGAUCGACGCACGUGUUCAGAUGUUGAUGAAUGCAGCGUUUCAAAUGGACGUUGUUCCCAUAUCUGCCACAACCUUCCGGGCUCCUACAUAUGCGAAUGUUCAACGGGCUUUAAACUCGACACAAACAAAAAAGAUUGCACCGAUAUUAAUGAAUGCCAGACGGGGACAUCACGCUGUUCACAAAAAUGCAUCAAUACUGCCGGAAGUUACAUGUGUGGAUGUAGUGAGGGAUUUGCCCUCGACAAAGAUAAUGUUUCUUGCACAGAUGUCGAUGACUGCGUUGGUGUGGUUUGUCAAAAUGGCGGACGAUGUGAUGAUAAUAUGAAUUCGUAUUCGUGUUCGUGUGCAGCAGGAUAUAACGGUCAACAUUGCGAAAAGGAUAUAGAUGAAUGCGACGGAUACCUAAACGGUGGAUGUGAAGACGUUUGUGUGAACACUGAAGGCUCAUUCCAUUGUGCAUGUAGCGGAAAUGCCACUCUGCAAAGCAAUGGAUAUAUAUGCUCUGGUUCAGACAACCUUUCCCCAAGCAUUUUCUCUCGUUAUGGCCUGGUUCGACGCUUACUACCAAGAGGAUGCUCAACUAUUUUAAUGAAUAAAUGCGGGACAGGGAAUACUCUGAACAUAAUUCUGUCGUCAACAUCUACGUGGUAUAAACUGAAAACUAACAGCAAUAUUAAAUAUACAUUCGGAAUUGCGUUUGUGGAGAUCAACGCACUGGCAAUGCCAUUGUCAGUAUCGGGUUUACAAAUAGAUAUCAGCACAUACAAGAUAAUUACAGGUUCACUUCAGUUUUCGGAAAAUAAUGGAAUCGAAGAAGGGGAAACACGAAGACACGAAUGCUUGUCAUUUGAUAUUACCCCGCGCGAUAUUUAUGACAUUCUGCAAGAAAAUUCGUUCACCAAAACAUUCCUUAACAAUAUUAAAGAUAUGUUACCCCCAUGGUUAUCCUUCAGUCAAUCAGGUAGUGUUUUGCUGGGACUAAAUGAUCUUCACGUGGAUAUCGAAGACGGGAAUGCAAUAGAAAAAGGAGAGUGCAAAGGAGCACCUUUGGAUGCCGCGAAGUUAUACACGGUGUUUAAAAUUGGUAAAGGAUUCCAGAUUUCAUUGUAUGGAAAAAAUAUAUCGAUGCCCGAGCACUUGCAAGGUCGAAAAUACUGCAUUAUAGUUGACAUUUGCCAAGACUUUGGCAAUACUGUUUUCUUGAUUUUACCUGAAGAAUCAAGGGACAUUUUGGAUGACGUUACAAUGUUUCAAUCACUGGCACAUUACGGGAUAAAAAUUCGCCCCAUUGGUUUAGGUUUCUCACUAACAAAACACAUUAAUGUUGACACCACAGAUAUUACAGUUUGGCGAGGCGAGGACACAUUUUUCAAAUAUAUGGUGAAUACAUCAGCAAACAUUUGGAUGAAAGGCGCUGCAAGUAUGGAACUUGGUCCAUUACGAAUAGAAGGACAAGCUGAAGCUUUCAUUUCAAUUCCAUCGUUGAACAAUCUUCUUAAGAGUUUGUUCAUGGGGGAAUGGCAAUUUGGGGCACACAUUACUGCAAAAGGUGCACUUCACUUUGAGUUCGAAAUGUUCGGGAAAAGUGUGCGCAUCAAUUUGUUACGCACCAAUGCACUUCUAGACUUGUAUGGAUCAUUGGGAGGUCUUGAAAACAGAACUUGGUGUGGAGCACAUGCUAACCCAUCCGGUGUCUUUCUGAAUGUUUUGGUUGAUAUAAACAUUUUUAAGGAUAUACCCGUGCUUAGUUUGGUAAAUGCGGACGUAAAUGCAAAAGUUCAUGCAUACUUACUCAGUGACCCCACGUCAAGCACUAAAAAUAGUAUCAAUUUACUAGAGGAUGUUCUCAAUGUCAAGAACUUUACCGAAUCGUUCAUAAAUCUAACAGUAAAAUCAGCAUUCCAGUACGCGUCUAUUUUAACCAAUCAAUCAGUUGUGUGUCUGCAAGACAUCAAUGAAAUGGCUGAACAAAUGGUCGGAAAAUUAGAGCAUAUUGCUCAAGUAUUGGCGAAUUUCCCCAAAUCCGAUUUACAAACAAUUUUAACUGUCUUGGAAGGGUUUGACGACAUAUGGAACGAUGGAAUUGAAUCAUUAAAAAUCCAGACAACGAAUUUUGUUGAAUCUUUAAAGAACAACACACAUCUUGCAGCGAAUAAAUAUGAAAAAUUAUUCUCAAACGAAAUAAACUACAUUGAGCGUCACAUAACAAAUACAACAGACAAAUUGAUGAACCAAGUAACAGAUGUCUUCAAAAAGCAAGAAGGAUUCGGAUUGAAAUUUAAUGGCGAAAUUAAAUUUUUUGGUAUCCAGUUACUUGGUCUGGAAAUAGAAUUUAUUUAUUCAUCGGGAAAUAAAAAGUUGUCAUGCAAUAGCUACAAUACGGGACUCGAUAUUAUGAAGAACGAAAAGGCGAUUCGGUUGAUUGGAGUUGUCAAAACCGGGGUGAUAAAAAUAUGUCCGUUCAUCAGGAUGGGCAUCGGAGCUGGUUUCGGAAUGGCAAUAAGUCUUGAAACAAAUGGAAAAUUUGAAAUAAUAUAUCGAAUCGAAGCGACGAUCCUUGGUAUGACAGGUCAUGCUGAUAUUUACAUCACAUCAACGGGUUUAUACUUCUUUAUCGAAGGCAAUAUCUGGUCAAUUUUCAAAGCGCAGCUUGAUGUUUCUUGUGAAAAACAAUUGUUGCUUGAGGAUCACAGCCAAUCACAACUGGAAGACAUAACACUGAGAGUGAAAGGUCAGCUUAUUGCAGACGCAGAUGGUGAUGGUGAUUUUUCUGAUAGUUACCUGUCUGCACUGAUGAAAUUCACAAACCAUCUCGCAGACGAAGCUAAUGCGCGUAUCAGCAGUGUCCAGGAUGCCUUUACUAAAGCACAGGGGAUUCUUUCUGAUGCCCAAAAUUGGCUUGAGGAGAAAAAGACUGUUAUAAGAUCUGCCAAUGCUGCGUUUGACGCAGCAGUAAGAGCUAUGGAUAUUGCCAAAAACAAACUGGAAGAAGCGAAAAUUCCGUUUCAAAAUGCAAUUGACUCUUUGAACGAAGCGCAGAGAAAGGUUGACAGAUUAUGCCAAAUUAAAACAUGUGAUAGGAUUUGCAUCCCAGGAUUAGAUUGCAGUAUUUGUUGGAAGAAAAUAUGGUUUGUUAAUAUACCAUACCCAUGUUGCCAUUUCACCAGUUGCAUGUUUUCCAUUCCGAACCCAAUAUGCGAAGCAAUCAAUUUGGGUUGUUACGCAAUUCGCGGAAUUGCAUACGCUGCACUGGAGUUAGCAAAGUUGGUAGUACGACUUCCUAUGCUUGUCUUAGAUGCUGCUAAACUAGCAGUUUCUGGAGCUCAGUUUGUUGUCGAUAAAUCACGAGUCGUGCUUAAGAUUGCCGAGGGUGCACUUAGUCUUGCCCAGAUUGGUCUAGAAGGAGCAAACGUAGUUUUGGAAGGCGCAAAGCUGGCUUUGGAAGCAGUCAAACAAGUUGUUAAACUUGGAGUUAUGGUGCUUAAUUUCGUUAUCAAGUACGCUAUACAGACUCUUAUAGAUGUAAGAAACUGUGGUUUUGAACUAGAUUUAUCCACACGUGAUUUGCCGAUUUUUGACGUUCACUGCGAGAUCAAUGCUUUUCGAUUAGGGUUUAAGCAAGUGCGCAUCAGAAUCAAUUUCAACGACCCUGUGCAAAGUAUUUGGAAUGCUGCAAAAGCCACAAUUGAAACAUUGCUCGAGACCAUAUCUGAUGUUAUAUCUGGUAGACGGAAACGGGAAAUUCGAGACAAAACACUGUCCGGAAUGUACCUAGCGAUGCGAUCGAUACGAGACGCAGAUAUAGAUACAGAACAUUUUGAUGUGUUCGUUAAUCAGACUAUCGAUACUGUUUACAAAACACCUGGGUUUAAAAAUAUAACAACACAUAAAGCUGAGGCAUACGAAUACCGGAAACAGAUAUUCAGUGAAAAAUGUUCAAAAUUCAAAACAGUCCACUCCUUUCUCUACGACACAAUUGAAUCACUAUUAGAAAUGGUACACACAACUGCUGACACCUUUUCCAAUAUAUCCAAUACCCAGUCAUCUGUACUUUCAUUUAACAUGGACUCAAUAACCGCCAAUUUUUCCAUUGACAGCAUUGGAAUAGACCCCGAUGUAGCUGAAAACGAAUUCAAUUUAAGCAUCUCAACAUUGAGUGAAACAGUUGAAUAUGUAAGAGGUAACCUAUCAACAAAUCCAUUAUUAAACAAUGUCGAAAGUCUUGCAAAUGAGGCAACCACGUUCAUGGAUACACAGAUUCACAGCUCAAACAAAAUAUUGAUAGUUAACCAAUGGGUGGCAGCAAUGAACAAUGUCUCCAGUGAAUAUUUUGAUAAUGAUACUUGCGUUUCAUAUCUAGAUUGUGCUCAUUACUCUGUCUCUGCACUGUAUGAAAGUUUUACGGCUGUAAACGUUACCAACCAAACAGACAGUCUUCAAAGUAUUUCGAAAUUUGAGGAUGAAUUUCUUCGUCUCGUUGGAAAUGGAUCACACACCAUAAUGGAUGUUGAUACAAUGGCGGCGAUUUUAAUCUCAUGGCUUGAAAAAAUACAGUCGUAUAACGUUUUUUGUUCGAAAGCGCCAGAAAGAAUUGAAUCGCUUCGUAAUCAGUCUGUUAGCAUCGGAAGUGUCGUAUCUAUUGUUUGCAAUGCAACGGGCGAUCCUUCCCCUACAUUCUGGUGGUACAAGGAUGACGAAUUGCUGGAAAACUUCAAUGAAAUGAUACUAACAAUUGCAAAUGCGACACCAGAAGAUGCUGCCAAGUAUUAUUGUGUUGCCGGGAACCUGGUAGCGAACUACACAUUUGACUCAGCUGAGAUAGUUGUAUUCGAGGAGGAAAUACGUCAAGAAACUAGUUAUAACAAUACUGACAGCUACUUUGCAACGCAAACACACCAAAUCGACAGUGGUGGUUUAUCAGGAACCCAACCUGUGUCAUUCAAAGCGACCACUGAAGAAGCCAACCAGCAAGUUAAAAUUAAAGUUGUGGAAGACAAUGGACAUGGCGGAUCAUUGGCGGCCAUCAUAGCCCCUGUCUUGUUAGUUGUCGUAUGUGCUAUGAUAAGCGCCGGUGUGCUUAUAUGGAGGUUCCAUAAAAGGAAAAUGGCCAGGAAAGACAGCACUGCAACAAGUUGGGCAAGUCUGAACAUGGUUCGCCCGCAAGCCGGCAAGAAAGCAUUUGUCCCCCUUCCCCCAAAAAAGAAGUUUGCAAAGAACGUAGAGAUGUAAAUCUAUCUCUCGAUUUAAAAAAAAAGACAAAUCUUUUUUUUGUUUGGGGUGGGAGGAUUUGAAUCCAAAUUAACUUAUUACUUUGGCAGAUUAAUAGAAGGUGGUGGUUCUAGGGUAUUUGUUGAUUAAAAUUAUUUGAAGUUAAGUUUUAAACAUAAAGACACAAUGAUGUUUCGAUUCAUUUUUGUUAGAGUGUUUCAAUAAAAACAUUUUUGUAUAAUAGAAGUUUAGUUUUAUCGGUUGUGGAUGUCUUGUAUUUAAAGCUUUGAUACAGGAAAACAAUAUUUUGGAGACUUAGAUCAUUAAAUCAGAAGCAUAUUUUCCAUCUUUGAUUCAUGUUUGUUUAUGUAUUUUAAAUAUAUAUUCGGAAACUUGAUACUUUAUAGAAUGCAUGUUAAUCUAUGUUCUCUGCAAGGAAUUCGUCUAAAUAAUUGUUUUGUCUUUAAAAUGCAGCUAUACGAGAGUGCGCUUAAGUUGUGUUCAAUUAUUGAUUUAUUAUUACUCAAUAUGUUUGCUGCUUCGCUACUUUAUCGACUUGCUAAUAGGCUGUACCGUUGAUAACAAUUAACAACCAUUAGGAUUGUGUCUUAACAAUAGACUGAUGAAUUUAGGGCGACUCUUAAAGAAAAUGCAUUAGCCAGUUUUCCCAGAAGCCGACUCAAAUACAAUCAUGAGAAUAUUUUGAUUGAUUUAUAAGUAUGUCAUUUAAAGCAAUUACACAUUUAACUGUGCUAACUUUUAUGUUGUCAAUACGCGUUGGAGUGAAUUGUUGAAUGUCUCAUGAGCAUUUUUGUGACUUUAU
Dreissena polymorpha is the source of this 6847-nucleotide messenger RNA. RefSeq lists its product as uncharacterized. The transcript is spliced from 18 exons. The record is from RefSeq and is a predicted model, not a curated record. Lineage: Eukaryota; Metazoa; Mollusca; Bivalvia; Myida; Dreissenidae. The coding region runs from base 94 to 6045 and encodes 1983 amino acids. Gene Ontology annotation, molecular function: calcium ion binding.